UUGCAUGAUGUAACAAUUGAUUCAUAUUGGUACUACCUCAAGGACUCGGUGCUUGACGACGGCAUCCCGUUCAACAAGGUGUACGGCAUGUCGGCGUUCGAGUACAACGGCACGGACCCGCGCUUCAACCGCGUCUUCAACCAAGGGAUGAAGAACCACUCCAUCAUCAUCACCAAGAAGCUCCUCGAGCUCUACCACGGCUUCCAGGGCCUCGGCACCCUCGUCGACGUUGCCGGCGGCGUCGGCGCCACUGUGGCCGCCAUCGCCGCCCACUACCCCGCCAUCAAGGGGGUCAACUUCGACCUCCCCCACGUAAUCUCCGAGGCGCCGCCGUUCCCGGGCGUCACCCACGUCGGCGGCGACAUGUUCAAGGAGGUGCCCUCGUGCGACGCCAUCCUAAUGAAGUGGAUCCUCCACGACUGGAGUGACCAGCACCACGCCACGCUGCUCAAGAACUGCUACGACGCGCUACCGGCGCACGGCAAGGUCGUGCUCGUCGAGUGCAUCCUGCCGGUCAACCCGGAGGCCAAGCCCAGCUCGCAGGGGGUGUUCCACGUCGAUAUGAUCAUGCUCGCGCACAGCCCCGGAGGCAGGGAGAGGUACGAGAGGGAGUUCGAGGCCCUCGCCAGGGGAGCUGGAUUCGCGGGCGUCAAGUCCACAUACAUCUAUGCCACCGCGUGGGCCAUCGAGUUCACCAAGUAG
This is a messenger RNA of Lolium rigidum, 702 nucleotides long. RefSeq names its product tricetin 3',4',5'-O-trimethyltransferase-like. Gene Ontology annotation, biological process: methylation. The transcript is spliced from 2 exons. The annotation marks the transcript as partial. NCBI's taxonomy places the organism in Eukaryota, Viridiplantae, Streptophyta, Magnoliopsida, Poales, Poaceae. Gene Ontology annotation, molecular function: S-adenosylmethionine-dependent methyltransferase activity; O-methyltransferase activity. The record is from RefSeq and is a predicted model, not a curated record.